AUGACCGUCCCCAACACCCCGCUCGGCGUUGCCUACAGCAUCCUCGCCGCAUCCUGCUUCGCCCUCCUUUCCUACCUCUUCAACACCCCCGUCCGCGGACACCGCCUCACAAUCGCCCGCCUCUCCCUCUUCGCCGCGCACGGAAUCAGAUACGAAGCCCUCGUCGACCACAAAUCCUACGCCUUCUCCUUCUCCGCGCCCCUCCUCACCUGGUCCCUCCACCUCCCGCACACCUCCGACCCCCGCUGGGCUACCGUCCUCCUCCACGACGCAUUCUACACCUCGACCAGCGCCGACGUCGCCGCAGACCGCCUCACCCUCAAGCUCUGGCUCCUCCCCGUCCUCUUCCGCCACACCGCCGGCGCGUGGGCGGACGUCGCGCUCGCGGGGCUCCGCAUCCGCGUGCGCCGGAGCACCGACACACCUUACUGGAUCCAGCGCCUGCGUGCGAACCUCGUCGCGACGCUCCUCACCGGCGAGGUCCUUCGCGCCGACCUGUUUCGGACCGCGUUCCACUUUGGGGGGCUCUUCACGGCGAUGGACGAGCGGUCGCUCGGGGAGUCGGACCGCAUGCGGGCGUACACCACCACGCCCCUCCGCACGCACGAUCCGUACGAGCUCUGUUUCAGCCUCGCCGCGCGCGGGCUGCUCAUCAACAACGAAGAGGGGCGGAUGUACACCUUUGGCAGCAUCGACUCGCAGCUGCGCCGGGACUGGGCCAAGGACCGCGGCAGCUUCGCGCUCGUGGCGGAGGAGUGCCAGUGGGUGCGUGUGCUCUUUCCGUACGAGCGCGUCGCACCUCGCCCGUUCUCUCUUCAGCUCCUGUCGUCCAUACUCCACUUCCCUUACGAUCUCUGGCGCAACGUGAACUGCCCCAUCCGCACGACAAACCUCUCCGUCACCCGUCUUGAUGUGACGUUCGACGCGUUCCGUCUGCGCGACGCCGAGCUGUUGCGCCAGGCCGUCGUGCUCCUUCGCGAGCAGGCGAUCACGAGCGGGGUGAACUGGAACGAAUUGUUCUUCGACGCCAUCGCGCAGGCACUUGCGUGCUAG
This is a messenger RNA of Epithele typhae, 1053 nucleotides long. RefSeq lists its product as uncharacterized. The transcript has 4 exons. The coding region runs from base 1 to 1053 and encodes 350 amino acids. The record is from RefSeq and is a predicted model, not a curated record. Lineage: Eukaryota; Fungi; Basidiomycota; Agaricomycetes; Polyporales; Epitheliaceae.